Messenger RNA from Yarrowia lipolytica CLIB122, 3402 nucleotides. RefSeq lists its product as uncharacterized. Gene Ontology annotation, molecular function: ATP binding; carbamoyl-phosphate synthase (glutamine-hydrolyzing) activity; metal ion binding. The record is from RefSeq and is a predicted model, not a curated record. Gene Ontology annotation, cellular component: cytoplasm. NCBI's taxonomy places the organism in Eukaryota, Fungi, Ascomycota, Dipodascomycetes, Dipodascales.
AUGAUAGCGCGAUCGCUGUUGCGACUGGCCAAGCCGCAAUUGCGAGCUGGCAUUGCCGUGCGAACCAAAUUGACACAGUUCCCCGUGCGAAAAUACACAACCACCCCCGAGUAUGCCGGAGCUGGAAUCCUGUCCCAGGUGGCUGACAAGGAGCUUGUCGAUGUCUCCAAGGUUCUGGUCAUUGGUUCUGGAGGUCUGUCUAUUGGUCAGGCCGGAGAGUUCGAUUACUCCGGAUCUCAGGCCAUCAAGGCUCUUCGAGAGGAGGGCAAGCAGUCCAUUCUCAUUAACCCCAACAUUGCGACCAACCAGACCUCGCAUUUCCUUGCCGACGAAAUCUACUACCUGCCUGUUACCCCCGAGUACAUUAUCCACAUCAUUGAGCGAGAGCAGCCCGACGGAAUUCUGCUGACCUUUGGAGGCCAGACCGGACUCAACGUCGGAGUCCAGCUGAACAAGAUGGGCGUGUUUGACCGAUACAAUGUCAAGGUUCUUGGAACCCCCAUCAAGACCCUGGAGACCUCCGAGGACCGAGACCUGUUUGCUAAGGCCCUUAGGGAGAUUGAUAUCCCCACCGCCGAGUCCAUUGCUGUUGAAAACGUUGACGACGCCCUCAAGGCCGCCGAGUCCGUUGGUUACCCCAUUAUUGUCCGAUCCGCCUACGCCCUUGGAGGUCUGGGUUCCGGUUUUGCUAACAACGAGGACGAGCUCCGAAACCUCGCUGCGCAGUCUCUGUCUCUUGCCCCCCAGAUUCUCGUUGAGAAAUCCCUGAAGGGCUGGAAGGAGGUUGAGUACGAGGUUGUCCGAGACCGAAACAACAACUGUAUCACUGUCUGCAACAUGGAGAACUUUGACCCUCUUGGAAUCCACACUGGUGACUCUAUUGUCGUUGCUCCCUCUCAGACUCUGUCCGACGAGGAGUACCACAUGCUCCGAUCCGCUGCCAUCAAGAUUAUUCGACAUCUCGGCGUUGUUGGUGAGUGUAACGUCCAAUACGCUCUCCAGCCCGACGGACUCGACUACCGAGUCAUUGAGGUCAACGCCCGUCUCUCCCGAUCUUCUGCCCUGGCUUCCAAGGCCACUGGUUACCCUCUCGCUUACACUGCUGCCAAGAUUGCCCUUGGUUACACCCUUCCUGAGCUCCCCAACGCCGUGACUAAGACUACUUCCGCCAACUUCGAGCCCUCUCUUGACUACAUGGUCACUAAGAUCCCCCGAUGGGAUCUGGCCAAGUUCUCCAAUGUCAAGCGAGACAUUGGCUCUUCCAUGAAGUCUGUCGGUGAGGUUAUGGCUAUUGGCAGAACCUUUGAGGAGUCUUUCCAGAAGGCCAUUCGACAGGUUGAUCCUUCUUUUGUCGGCUUCCAGGGCCACCCCGAUUUCGCCAACAACAAGGAGUUCCUCGAGGAUACUCUUGCUAACCCCACCGACCGACGAUGGCUCGCUGUGGGCCAGGCUCUGCUCCACGAGAACUACACCGUUGACCAGGUUCACGAUCUCACCAAGAUUGACAAGUGGUUCCUCUACAAGCUCAUGAACCUCGUUGAGAUGCAGCGAGAGCUUGAGUCCCACAAGUCUCUUAACGGCCUCAACCAGGACAUUCUGCAGCGAGCUAAGAAGCUCGGAUUCUCCGAUAAGCAGAUUGCUCUUGCUGUUGGUUCUGAUGAGAUGUCUGUUCGAGCCCGACGAAAGUCCUUCGGUAUCACUCCCUUCGUUAAGCGAAUUGAUACCCUUGCUGCCGAGUUCCCUGCCGAUACCAACUACCUGUACACCACCUACAACGCGUCUUCACACGACAUUGACUUCAACGAGCAUGGUACUCUGGUGCUUGGUUCCGGCGUCUACCGAAUCGGUUCUUCCGUUGAGUUUGACUGGUGCGCUGUUUCUACCGUCCGAGCUCUCCGAGAGGCUGGCAAGAAGACCAUCAUGAUCAACUACAACCCCGAGACCGUGUCCACUGACUUCGAUGAGGUCGACCGACUGUACUUUGAGGAGCUUUCUUUUGAGCGAACCAUGGAUAUCUACGAGCUCGAGCACGCCCAGGGUGUUGUGGUCUCUGUUGGUGGCCAGCUGCCCCAGAACAUCGCCCUCACUCUCCAGGAGCAGGGCGCCAACGUUCUCGGAACCGACCCUCUGUCCAUCGACAAGGCCGAGGACCGACACAAGUUCUCUUCCAUUCUCGAUUCCAUUGGAGUUGACCAGCCCGACUGGUCCGAGCUGACCUCCGUCGCUGAGGCCAAGGAGUUCGCCGACAAGGUCUCCUACCCCGUUCUGGUCCGACCCUCUUACGUUCUGUCCGGUGCCGCUAUGUCCGUCAUCUACAACGAGUCUGAGCUCGAGCACAAGCUGAACAACGCCUCUGCCGUCUCUCCCGACCACCCCGUCGUCAUCACCAAGUUCAUUGAGAACGCCCACGAGAUUGAUGUUGAUGCUGUUGCCUCCAACGGUAAGAUGCUGGUUCACGCCAUCUCUGAGCACAUUGAGAACGCCGGUAUCCACUCCGGUGACGCCUCUCUGGUCCUCCCUCCCCAGGAUCUCGAUGACAAGACCAUGGCCCGUCUUAAGGAGAUUGCCGAGAAGGUUGCCGCUGCUUGGGAGAUUUCCGGUCCUUACAACAUGCAGAUCAUCAUGGUCCCCAACGGCACCGACGAGCCUGCCCUCAAGGUCAUUGAGUGCAACAUCCGAGCCUCUCGAUCCUUCCCCUUCGUCUCUAAGGUUCUCGGCGUCAACUUCAUCGAGGUUGCCACCAAGGCCCUUAUGCAGGAGAACGUCCCUGCCCCCGUUGAUCUUAUGAAGAUUGACCGACCCUACGUUGCCACCAAGGUCCCCCAGUUUUCCUUCACCCGACUUGCUGGUGCCGACCCCUACCUCGGUGUCGAGAUGGCCUCCACUGGUGAGGUUGCCUGUUUCGGUGCUGACAAGCUCGAGGCCUACUGGACCUCUAUCCAGUCCACCAUGGGCUUCAAGGUCCCCCAGCCCCCCUGUGGUGUCCUGCUCGGCGGUGAUCUGACCCCCCAGCUCAUUGAGAUUGCCAAGAACUCCGCCAACACUGGCUACAAGCUCUACUGCGCCUCUCCCGAGCUGGCCCAGAUCCUCACCGAGGCCACCUCCACCAACGUCUCCACCAUUGAGUUCCCCAAGACUGACAAGCGAGCUCUGCGGGAGAUUUUCCAGAAGUACGACAUCCAGUGCGUCUACAACCUGACUCGAUCUCGAGCCGAAUCUCUGCUUGACGAGAACUACGUCAUGCGACGAAACGCCAUUGACUUUGCCAUUCCUCUGUUCAACGAGCCCCAGACUGCCAAGCUCAUGUCCGAGUGUCUGCUCACCCGAAUCAACAAGAAGACCGGUGAGAUUCCUCCCGAGGUUCGACGAUGGUCCGAGUUUAUUGGCGGCAAACCCGUGUAA